Entrophospora candida is the source of this 458-nucleotide messenger RNA. NCBI's taxonomy places the organism in Eukaryota, Fungi, Glomeromycota, Glomeromycetes, Entrophosporales, Entrophosporaceae. The record is from the annotation of a GenBank genome assembly.
UACUAUUAAUAUGGACAUUUUCAACAACUUUAGCACCUUUAUUAAUUUUUGCUAUGAUUUAUGGAAUGAAUGCUGGUGGUUUCGUUUCAUUGCUUCCGGUGGUUGCUGCAGACAUAGUAGGCUAUGACCAGAUAACAAAUAGUAUAGGAUAUUUAUAUGCUAUUGAUAUAAUUGGCACAACUUUUGGUACACCAAUUGCAGGUGCUUUGUUGGAUUUAAGUAAAUCCAGAGCAACAAAUCAAGAGGGUGUCGAAAUUUAUUUUUUACCAAUAAUGUAUUCAGGUUCUAUUAUCAUAUUUGGUACUUUCUUUUUAAUGUGGGUUAAAUUAAGGCUUAACAAAAAUCCUUUUGCAAAAUUUUGUCUUCUAUUCUUUAUAAGAAACCCUAAUGCUUUAUCUGUUUUUAGAAUUUCUUGGGCUAAACUUUCAUCAUCACCUUCAUUAAUUGAAACCGCUUGA